AUGGAGUGUAAUAUCGAUGAUCUACCAGACGUUAUAUUAGAAUAUAUUUUAAGUCUAAUUCCACCAUACAAGACUCUUCAAGAAUGUAAACUUGUAUCUAAAAGAUGGUUCCGUGCCACCAAAAAUGUAAUACAACAUAAUAAAACACAUUUUCACAAAUCUGUGGCUUGUGGAUCACUGCUUUGGAAUUCAUGGUCAUCUAAACACUGGAUGCCUACAAUUGCAAAGAGGCAUUCACAUUCUGCUUGUACAUAUGAAAAUUCUAUGUAUGUCUUUGGUGGGUGUACUGCUACAUGUACAACAUUCAAUGAUUUAUGGAGAUUAGACUUAGAUACAAGAAAAUGGGUCAGAUUAAUUACUAUGGGAGCUUAUCCAUCACCUAAAGCUUGUGCCACUAUGUUGUAUUAUAAAAAAAGUUUCAUUUUAUUUGGUGGAUGGUCCCAUCCAGCGCUAUAUUCUGUGCACCAGCAAUCAAGAUUAUUCAACGAAUUACAUGUGUAUUCUAUAGAAUCCAAUAAAUGGAUUGCCAUAAACACUUUGGAAACACCUCCACCCACUUCAGCACAUUCUGCAUCAAUUCACAAAAACUAUAUGAUUAUUUUUGGUGGUAUAUGUAAUGGAUAUAGAUCCAAUGACGUAUGGUGUUUAAAUUUGGAUUCCUACAGUUGGCAUAAGCAAGCCACUUCAAAUUUGAAACCACAACCACGUUAUGGUCAGUCUCAAAUUGAACUCGGAGAUAAGCAUCUUCUUAUUUUAGGAGGCUGCACUGGACCUAAUGUUGCUAUGAAUGAUGCUUGGUUAUUAAAAAUGGAAGGUACAGCAUGGACAUGGAAAAAAGUAAAUAUGCACAAUACUGAAUGGGCUCCAACACGUAUUUGGUGCCAUCAAGCUUGUAAGGUAGGAAAUUAUGUCAUUGUUCUUAGUGUAAAUAAAUGUCAAAAUAAGCCGAACGACAUGAGUAUAUCGCUGAAGAAAGUCACUUGCCAAGCAGCGCCUUCAUCAAGAACAAAUAAUUCAUCUCCGUUACAUGCAAGGCAAGGGAAUGCAUCUCAUAUUGAUAGAGACGUAAACAUCAAUGGACGUCAUGGAUCUUUCUCAGAAAUAUCUAUACCAAAUCCACGUCCUUCGCAUCAUCCACCUAAUUUUACAAAAAAUCUAACAUUAUGUUAUGAUAAUAUGUUAAGUAUGACUGCUUUUCGUAAUGAACCAGUGCGUUAUGACAUUAAUAGUCAUCGACAACGGCAAUUAGAAUCUCUGCGUAGAAUGGAAGAAAGCAUUAGAAAUCGAAGAACACAAUCAAAACCUGCAAAGAAAAAGAGAAAUACAUUGUCCAUAUUUGUAUUAGACAUUACAAAUGUUUUAUGCGAUGAAUGUAGCGCAUCGUGGAUUCCUUUAAAACAUAGUGACCAAUCAGGUCCUAACGAAAGAAUUCUUUAUUCACUCGUAGCUGGUCGUGGUGAAUUAAUAGUAUUUGGAGGAAUUGGUAAAGAACAAGCGCCUAUACAAAGCCAUUCUGAUAUGGAUGAACCUGAAGUCUAUAAUGAUCUCUAUUUUAUAAAUCCACCAAGAUAUGUUAUUUAA
Molecule: messenger RNA, 1581 nt
Organism: Heterotrigona itama
Lineage: Eukaryota; Metazoa; Arthropoda; Insecta; Hymenoptera; Apidae
Source: the annotation of a GenBank genome assembly